Molecule: messenger RNA, 768 nt
Organism: Acanthosepion pharaonis
Lineage: Eukaryota; Metazoa; Mollusca; Cephalopoda; Sepiida; Sepiidae
Source: the annotation of a GenBank genome assembly
AUGCAAAUUGAUGGCUAUUUUUCUUUCAUCUCCAUUUCUAUUCAUAUGACUGCCUUCUUUGACAAACAAAAAACCGCCAAAUAUUCGAGAUGGCCGAUUUUUCUAAGGCGUCUGUUGCUUUCUUUCUUUCUUUCUGCCCUAGUUUAUUCAUAUCUAUCUAUCUAUCUAUCUAUCUAUCUAUCUAUCUAUAUAUAUAUAUAUACCAUUCUUUUCAUUAUCUAUCUAUCUUUGCCAGUCUUUUCCUUAUCUAUCUGUCUAUGUCAGUCUUUUCAUUAUCUAUCUAUCUAUGUCAGUAUUUUAAUUAUCUAUCUAUCUAUCUAUCUAUGUCAGUCUUUUCAUUAUCUAUCUAUCUAUCUAUCUAUCUAUGUCAGUCUUUUCAUUAUCUAUCAAUCUAUGUCAGUCUUUUCAUUAUCUAUAUAUCUAUCUAUCUAUGUCAGUCUUUUCAUUAUCUAUCUAUCUAUCUAUGUUAGUUUUUUUCAUCAUCUAUCUGUUUAUCUAUCUAUGUCAGUCUUUUUAUUAUCUAUCUAUCUAUCUAUCUAUCUAUGUCAGUAUUUUCAUUAUCUAUCUAUCUAUGUCAGUCUUUUCAUUAUCUAUUUAUCUAUCUAUCUAUCUAUCUAUGUCAGUCUUUUCAUUAUCUAUCUAUCUAUGUCAGUCUUUUCAUUAUCUAUCUAUCUAUCUAUCUAUCAAUCUAUCUACGCGGCUGUGUAUGUUACUGUGAACGCCCUCCCAUCAAUAUCGACGUAUGAAGAACCAACAGUUCCGUUUUAA